Pocillopora verrucosa is the source of this 4021-nucleotide messenger RNA. NCBI's taxonomy places the organism in Eukaryota, Metazoa, Cnidaria, Anthozoa, Scleractinia, Pocilloporidae. The record is from RefSeq and is a predicted model, not a curated record.
ACAUGGCGCAGGAAAACCUCUGAAAGGUUUGUUUACCGUUACUACGAUUCAAUCUAAGGACUCCUAUUUCUUCGUUUGUUUAUCACUGAUAAAAGAAAUGAAGCUGAAAACUCAAACAAUUAAUGCGGUGUUUUUAUUGGCAUGAUGGCGCAAUCUGGACAUGUCGAAAGUGAGAAUUACUACGACAGACCACCAGCAUCAAGAGACUGGUUACAUCACACAAAUCAGUCACUCACUAGACUUAAAGAUGUUAAAAAGACUUCAAUUUGGCUGAAUGGAGGACCACGUGAGAGAGAAGUAAAUUGCCAGUGUAGCUACAGGAGUAAAAGUAGAGACAGCUUCUUAAGUUUGGAAACUGGGCCUCCUCAGUUACACAUUGACAGCCAAGAGACAGCUAGCAUGAAAGACUUGUCUGUACCUGAAAUAAUGAAACAGUUCCAUGAAAGGCAGAAAUCCAAACUAAAAAGGAGGCCCCAGUCAUCUACUGUGUAUUCAUCCAGGAGUGCAGAGAAGAAGCAAGACUGGCAGAAACCCUCUGAAAACAACUACAGUGCAUUUAUUUCAGUAAAAGGACAAACAGUUACACCUCAGCAUCGUCCACCUCCGGGGUCCUUGCCACUCAGGGAAACAAAGAAAGAUGAUACUUCUUACAAAGGAUUAGUGUAUCUUGAUCGUCAGCAAGAGGAGCUGGAUCGCAGCUUGGCACCGCAUGACCUUUGGCGAUACUCUGCGGCGUUCUGUGAAGAUGAAGAUUCUGAGAGUACCAAUCCCCCUCCACCACCUCCCAGAGCCUCUCCAGAACCAUCGUCACCAAAACUAAAUUGGCCUGAAGUUUUACAAUCAGCCGAAGAAGCUUACAGUGAGGAAGACGAUGAUGAUGAUUUGGUCGAUGAAUCUCAGGAGACAAGGUCGAUAUCUUCGGCUGGCUCGCGUUCUUUAGUGUUCGCAAUUCCAACAGGAGGUAAUGAAGGUACCGAAAGUGAUGAUGAACAGACUCCGAGUCUCUUAGACACUGGCAGAGUGUCUUCUGAUUAUGUUGCCAGGAGCGAGUCUAUGCUUCAUAAAAUAUGUGAUAAAAGUCAAGCAGAGAGUGCUGUAAUAUCUGAUAUGCUAGUCGACUUGAAAAGCACGAACGAAAAGAUCAGUCAGCUUCGAAUCAGCCCAAGAGAUUUAGAUCUGGAAUUAACCUGUGACGCCACAACCCCUUCAGUUCUUUUGGCAAAGAUGGAAAUAGAAUGCACCGCUGGCACUGAUCAAGAAACAACGCCACAACAUGAAAUCGAAUACGAAACCAUGUGGGUUGAAGAGCCUCAGGUCUCGAACAGGUUGAAUGCUCUUUCCAACCGAUUUCCCCGAGCCUGUUCAGCAAGAUAUAUGACUCAGCAUAAAACUUCGCGUGUUAGAAAACAACAAAGCGAAAGUUCUCUUGCACUGAAAGGAAAAACAAUGGAAUUCUUCAAUCCGGAGGACUUAGUGGCGAAAAACCUUUCAAGAGACCAACGAAAAAAUCCAAGACAUAAUGACUUUACUGGGGAAGAACAUGAAAUGCUUGAAAAGAGAGAAGACACCGAUCCAGACAAGGUUGUUACAAAACCGCCGUUACCAAAAUGGAAUACCUCAAAAACCAAGAAAAGACAUAAAUUAAAACAGAAACGACAGUCUGGCACUGAAAAUUCAAGUGACAGCAGUAUCCUGGAUCAACCAUCAAAGUCUUCUCUGCGAAAGUCAAGCUCUGAAGGCAAUAUCCAUUUGUAUCAGGCAGCAGAUACCAAUUUGUCACUGGGCAGCAAUCUGAAACUCAAAUCUGUAACGUUUAGACGAGAUGUUUUGAGUCAAGUUGAUGACGUUAAAGUUCCCCUCGACUCUUCUCAACUCCCCACUUACUCCAGUGUUGAGGCGGAAAUUGUCGCCAAACCUGCUGUACAAACUUGUGCUUGGUCUCAAAGUUCAGGAGUUGUUAUAAACAAUGGUUUGGAAAUGAAGGAGGCUAACCUACAGGAACAAGAAAUCUCAGCAGUAGAGAUUACCGACAAAGAAUCGAGACUCAGUCAUACUCGAAAAACAGCUCAAAGUUCACGAGCAAAACUUUUGGCCAAAAUGAAAGAACUGCCAGGUGAUGAGGAACUAUGUCCGUGCAGAACAGUUACCAGACCCACCACAGCUUUGAUAACAGAGUUAAGGAACUCGAAAUCUAGAACAAAAGAAACAUCCUUGAAGAAUGAUAAAUUAUUAAAACAUCGUGUUACUAGGCCCAGCUCCGCGCCGCUCAAACGCUCGUCAGGCAACGGAGAUAUAUUGAGACUAGAAAAACCUCACUCACCAGGUAGCAAACCUCGUGCCAUGUCUGCUAAAGGACAGCGAAAAAGGACCGGAUCUGAAGGAGGACAAACCCGCUCCAGGCCUUCUUCAGCCCAUGUUGGCAAGUUAAGCUCCAAAGAUGCUCGUAGGAGCCGUGCCGCUGCUAAAGUUCUCAAAGACGGAUUCUUGUUCAAGGAAAAACCCCCGCCACCAUUACCAGCAGCUUCAAAGGAAAGUCAAAAACGGAGAGAAGAGCAUGGAAGAUCGAAACAAGACAACAACAACAACAAGAGUCUCACACUGCCGUGGAAUAAGGAAGAAGAAAUUGUAGCCUCGGAAGAAUGCCAUGAGGUCUUCGCGCGCCUGCAGGAGAAAGGAAUUGAUGUCUCCAUGGAUACCAUCAAAAGAGGAUUGAUGGCGCCGGCGAGAAGGGCUGGUGACUACCAAGUGACCGGUUUGAGUUUGAGCUCUAAUCUCCUUAGCAGACCAGAAAAUUGGCUGACAGAAGAACACGCUCGUGUGCAGAUAUGGGAAAAAGCGCUGAAAAAUUCCAAGUGAUGUAUGCGAAUUGUCUCGACAUCAAACGGAGGGUGCAGUUCUGAAACUUGUCAAGUGCGGUGUACUGCUCUGUUGAUGGAGCUUAAAAAUGUUGGUGUUCCUUUUGUCUCCGAUCAAUAUGGAUUCGUUUUUCAGAUGUUCGUGCGAUUCACAUACAGAGCUCUAAGUACUUGAACAUUCGCAAGGAGCUAGGGGUGUUGGCAAUGUUUCACGGUCCACUGGCACCGCUCGCAAUUGACAAGGUCUAAUGGACUUUCUGUGUCAGGAUUUGUGGCAUACUUGUGGAAAGUUUAUUGACUUAAAAUGGAGCCAUGAGGUGCCCUCAUAUACAUCUUAUUUAUACAAGCCUACGUCUUUGUAAGGAAUAUUGGAAAGAGUAUGUGUGAAUAAAGAACUAAUUAUUUUCCUUGGCCAUAUUGACAUGGAGUUUAUGUCAGUUUGACUUCGUACGCAUUUUAGCACGAUACGUAGUUGCUAAGAGGAAAAUUUCUUGUCAUAUUGGGCCUUGAUUUGAUCAUUAGAAUGAAAACGAGUGAUUUCAAUAGAAUGCUUGGAUUUUUAACCUAAGCCUGAUUAAACAUACUUGUAAUAAGAACAUGAUUAUUUUCGUUGUAGUCAAGGAGUGGUCAUUGUAUUUCUUAACAUGCCUUCAAGAAAUAAGUAUUUUGGACUUUAAUGAUGCGGAUUGUUGUCUCGAAGGUGAGACGUAUGCUUUGGCAGCAAAUAGGUCUUCAUCAAUUUUGAGACGAAGCAAUUUUUUCCUCGUUCAGUUGUGGCUUUAAACUCCACCACAGAAACAGCCGAGGAAAAGAGCUAGACACCCUUAAGCAUUCGAUCGUUUUGAAAUGAAGCUUUUUCAGUGAUUGUUAUUUAUAACUGUAGGUUAUCUUGUUGGCCUUCAGCUUCUAACCCAAAUAAGAGCUUACUCUUUUCCAUGAUGGCUCAAACUUGUGAAUAGCUAAUGCAGGAUUUUGUUGGUAAAGUUGGUUGCAAUUGAUUACUGCCCUGAUAAUCACAAGAUCCAUUAGAAUCCGUAAUAAGCGAUUUAUAUACAAACAUUUCAUUUGGGAUCACAGCACUUAUUAAUUACACCACGGUUUAAUUAUAGAACACUCUAACAACAGAGCAGGAGAGAAUGACGCAGAAGAAUAGUUUGUUUUAGUUU